AUGCUGAACUGGCUAUUAUCUAGUCUUGGACAAGAGCAGACAGAAUCGGUGGUGUUUCAGCAGACCCCACUGAGCUUUCCUCGUCGCUUUUUUCUCAAGGAUCUAUCAGCCAUAACCGCGCCUGUCUUUGCUCUCAAAUGCAGUACUCACCGUGAUGUCGCUGAGAGAGCUGCUCGUACAUGGUUCCAUGAAGUUGGGGUCUACAAUAGCAAGAAGCUCGAUCAUUUCUUGCGCGUUGGGAAAUUCGACCUCUUCGCUGCUCUAUCAUUCCCCAACGCCGACGCCACUCAUCUCGAGACUUGCUUAGAAUUCUUUUUAUGGGCUUUUUCGACAGAUGACUUGUCUGACGAAGGAGAAUAUCAGAAGUCUCCUCGCGAUGUCCAGGCGGGUCACGACAUCAGCAUGCGCGUUCUUCGCGACCAACACGAACCGCGUCCAACAUAUCCUUACGCUGCAAUGCUGUACGAUAUCUUAUACAAGAUUCGGACGACGUCGAGCCAAGGUGUUUACGAACGAUUCUGUCGCGCCUUCGAGGCUUGGAGUAGCUCUCAAGUGACACAGUCUGCCAACAGGAAGGACCGUUUGUUCCCCUCCGUCGAUGAAUUCAUCCUCAUGCGUCGAGCCACAAUCGGCGGUGCCAUGGUUGAGGCGAUGGUGGAAUACUCUCUUGACCUAGAUAUUCCGGCGUAUGUAUUCGAAGACCCCGUCGUGAAGGGCAUGUCGGAUGCGGCGAAUGACGCCAUGACCUGGCCCAACGAUCUGUGCUCGUUCAAUAAAGAGCAAGCAGAUGGAGACUAUCAGAACCUGAUAUGCAUCAUCAUGGCUGAACGCGGUGUUGAUCUACAGACUGCAGUGGACAUCCUCACAAGCAUGCUUGCAGAACGGGUACAGGACUACGCGGACCUGAAGCGCAAGCUCCCCUCCUUCGGAUCCGAGAUCGAUGCGCGCUUGGCAACGUAUCAUGAGAAUCUGGAGCACUUCGUACAAGGGACCGUGGUGUGGUACUACAAUAGCCCGCGAUACUUUCCCCCUCACGGCAAUGCUGAACCGAAGGACUUGCAGAUAGAGCUGAUGGUCAAUACGCAAUCAAGAGAUCCGCAGGACAGACUUAGCAAAGACGCUGUCGGGAUCCUUCAUUCUAUCACCCAAUCAUGCGUGUAUCUGUACCACCGUUUGUUCUAG
This is a messenger RNA of Peniophora sp. CBMAI 1063, 1182 nucleotides long. The record is from the annotation of a GenBank genome assembly. Lineage: Eukaryota; Fungi; Basidiomycota; Agaricomycetes; Russulales; Peniophoraceae.